AUGGCUGUCCUCAUCCUCCUCUUCUCCCUGCUCCCUCUGCCGAGCUCCUCCGCGGCGUCGUCGGCGCAUCCUUCCUACGACGGCGCCACCCAGUUUUGCAGCCUCGCCGCUGGCGAGGUGGCAGCUCCGGAGAGAAGGGAGGUCUACGAUGGAGGGAGGAUCAUCGACAUCAGCCACCGGUUUCACGAGAGCAUGCCGUCGUUUGAAUCCGAUGAGGGGGUGGGGCAGUUCCUGUGGCUCCCCGAGAGUAUGAAGAAUGGGUCGAAGGCGAACGGCUCUGUUGUGAAGCUUCACGUCCACACGGGCACCCACGUCGACGCCCCCGGACACUUCUUCCAGCAUUACUUUGAGGCCGGUUACGAUGUCGACACCCUCGAUCUCUCAGUCCUCAACGGUAAGGCUACCAAAUCCUGCCUCGCCGUCCUUCCAAUCUGCCUGUUGUUCUGCUGUUUGAUGGCCACCAGUUCAGGCCACCAUUAACAUCUUUUAUUGUCUAUUGUCGUUGUUUUUCCUCCACUUUUUACGCUGGCAGGGACGGCGAUCUCCUCCCCCUCCCUCCUUCCCCAUGUAUAUAUAUACACAUAUAUAGAAGGGACCGUUGUUGUCUUUUUUCUCCGAUUUUAUAUCCAAAUGGUAAAAUGACCGUUCUUUCGAGUCACGUAUGUGAUGGUGUGCGGUAGCUAUUUAGAAUACAUUUCAUGUGUUCCCCUUCUUCCGUUGAUCCAUGUGCAAUAAAUAUGAAACUUCUGCUUGAUUAGUUUUUCUUUUACAUGGACGAAAUAAAAUUAGGUGGGUUUCCACGAUGAAUUUUUUUGAGGCACAUUCCAUAUGCAGUAUGGAUUGGUCAUGGUGAACAUAAUAAUCGACUAUCUGAAUUGCAGUUGGUUUUUAUCAUCGUACAAAUGGCAGAUAUUGUUCAUCAGGUGUGAUUUGAUUUUCUAGGCACAAUCCAUGAAGGAUUCUGUUAUACUCUCCUUAACAACAUUUUGCUUGGUGUAAACUUAGUCGCUCUUCAUCAGGUGCAGAGGAAGAAGUUUCUGAUGCAUUCUGUUGCCUUUGCAUUUAUCUGAAGGCACAGUUAAUCUGGAGGCUGGCUUUCUUCUAUUGGUUAGACUUGAGGCUUCUGUUAGCUGUUUAUUUUGCUAAGUUUCGGGACUUGAUCCUUGAGAUGGGAACUGAUGUGUAGGGGGACAAAGUGUAUAGGGAGGGAGGGACUUCUCUAGAUUGUUCUGGAUUAGAUAGCUACGGACUUCUCUUCUUUAUGUCAUAAAUUUCUUUUAAAAUUUGAUGUUAUUGUUGUUAUUUUUCUGGGGCAUAUUUUCACUUUAAAUAAAAUUUGAUGUUAUUUUUGUGCUUUACGCAUCUGUUGAUUUUAUAUGAAUGAGUAUGAUUAUUAAAUCUUUGUACGUUCAAUAGCUGAUGGUCAAAGUAAUGUGUCUCCUUUCAGUCAAGUCCUCACCCAUAACAAAUGCCGUAUUUUCUUUGUUUCAAAACACUAAAAGCCAAUGUAAAGUGUAUAGGUUUAAUAAUCGCACAAAAAAAGUACCGCUUACUCUGUAAACGGACUGAUUUAUCUAUAGCCCUCAUUGAAUUUUUGAUAUUUUAACAGGUCCAGCCUUGUUAGUGGAUGUUCCGAGAGAUAAAAACAUUACUGGUAAGCCCGUUGACUUGGUAGACCCGUCCUUCUUUUGCUAUAUUAGUCAAGAGAACAAAGUGUAAUAUUGACAGAACUUGGCAUUUUUUUGGAAGUUAUAGAAGAGGAUAUAUUUGAUAUCUUUUCUGGUACAUUGUGUUUCAGAAUUCUAUAAUGUAUUUGUAUUUAACGGUCAACAAGAAUUCCAGUUCAAAGUUACUGGGAGAGUGAUUUAAAUCACUUGAUGCAAAACGAAAUUUCAUUUUUUAGGGACCUGUGAUGCUGAACAAAUAUAGUUUUCGCUAGAGUGAUGAAACUAAUUUUAGUUUGUUCAUUGGAAUCUACUGGCUGAUGAUAGCCUCUAUUGUGCAGCUGAAGUUAUGGAGUUUCUGCAUAUACCCAAGGGUAUAACACGUGUGCUUUUCAGGACAUUAAACACUGACAGGUAUUUCUUACGAUUUGCUGCAUUGAUCUACCACCUGUGGUAACAUGGUAGGCACACAGAAUUUCUCUACUUUUUAAAUUAUACUAAAGCUUUUAUUUUUUUCGUGGUUCUAUGCUAGUUACUUUUUUGUUGUUGUUAAUUUUAAUGAUAUUCUUUGAGAUUAUACAUUUGUUAUGAUUUUUCGCAAAUGUGAAUGCAUUAAACCCAUUUAAGGCAAGGUUAUGUGGCAUUUACUUAUAGCUAUUUUUUCCUUAGUAUGUAGUUUUCCUGGAUUGCUGCUUCAAUUCUAUUAUCACUGUUCUGAAAUCAUGUAACUGGUUGUUGUCACAGGACAGAAAAUGUUUAAUUUUCUUCAUUGGGAUUUUUAACACGUUUUUUAUAAUCAGCUUCUCAUUCACUUAUUGUUGAUUCAUGUUAUUGAUCUAAUUCAGGAGUACCCAUUUGACUUCUGUUUUUUUUGUCGUAUCUCUCAUCUAAAUUUUUUAUUGAGUGACACCAGAAGGAAAUAUGUCGAGUCCAACAUGCCUACAGAUCAUUCAAAAGUUCUAUGGAUGUAUCUUCCAAUGCUUAGCCUUUAAAACUUAUGUCUAGUAAACCAUUCCAGAUGGAGUGAUGGAAUGAUAUGAGCACACCCUGAUUUCCACAACGUCAUACAUGUUUUGAGAUAUAUCAUCAUCAUCAUCACCAUCCCUAAGAACUGCAACGAGGUAAGGUCUUCUUGGUGACGCAACCUCUCCUUUCUAUUGCUUGGAUUUAGGGAGGCAUGACAUGUGCUGGCACUAGUCUUGUUGUCCAUCGGCACAGCCACUGAGACUUCAUGAUCCAUCCCUGCAUGCCAGGAACAGUUUCACAUAGAUCUUGUCUACUGCCAUCGUGCCAACCAACUGCCCCCUUUUCAUCCCUCUCCAUGAAGUUGUGUGCGAAUGUCACCCAUGCUACAUGUCUAAGGUAGAAGUCCAAUGUUGACAAUAUGCUCUUAGACUCCUUUAUUAUUAUCUGAGAUUCCCAUCCACUGAGAAUUGGUGUAGAGGCAUUGAAGAAUUUGUCGACCGUUGGGAUAAGGAAGUCAUCUACUACAGUGACCUGGUUUAGAGCCCUGUACUCAACACAUAAUCUCUAACUAUGGUCCUUUUUACGUACCAUGAGAGCUGGACUAGAGAAAGGGCUCGUUGAGAACUGAAUGAGUCCUUGGUUCAUCAUUUUCUGUACCAAAAUCUCUAUUGCAUCUUUCUACACGUGAGGGUAUUGGAAGGGCUGAACAUUGACUGAUUGUGCCCCCUCUAAGAGGUGAAUGACAUGCUCAACCUCACGCGGAGGGGGGAGUGAGCUGAUUGGGGUGAAGACUUGUGGAAAUUCAGACUUGAUUUGUUCCAUAUGGAUGCAAGAUGUCUUUGUUGUUGUCUCUAAGGCUGGACUGCUGUUGUCAUGCUGUUCUGUUCGCUGGUCAGUUGCUGUGAUGGUAGGUUUCAGCUUUGGUUCUUGUUCCUCUUCAGUUGUUGACGUCAUCGUUGACUGCUAGAUUGCUACUGUCCUAUUGUUCUGUUCAUUGAUCAACUGCUGUGAUGAUAAACUCCAACUUGGGUUCCUAUUCCACCAUUGCCCCCUUUUUUCUGGAUCUAUCUCACAUCAAUUACUCAACCCCUUCCACCUAUAGGUAGUUUUAGAGUGGGGUUAGGUGGGUAAUACCAUCUGGUAGUAUGAAUUUUAAGAACAAACCUAAACUGCUGAGUGACUCCUUGCAACGUGAACUUUUUGUUGUUGAGUUUGAACUGCAUGAUCAGUAGCCCCUAAUGGAUCUUGGUAUAUCUUUCCUCAUUAAGAUAUUCUUUCGCAACAAUAAAAUAAGAAGAAGAGGAAUAGUGAUAAAUGAGCGGAGGCGCUAGGAAAAAUAAUUGGAUUUAACAGCUAAAUAAGCUCCUAAAUGCAGCUGACUGUGCGCAACCAUUGAAUAUCAACGAUAAUAUUUUGGUUGUGUAGUUUGAGAGGGAGAAAACCUUAUGUAAUUUUUAUAACGUUGGACUUCGAAGGUGACUCUCAUGUAGAUGCUGCUCCCACCAGUAGACAUUCCAUCACCAAGCACAAUUUCAUACCUUUGUGCGACUUGAUGAGUCGCCCUAGAAUCGAUGAGUAUUGUGAUGGUCUGUGUCCUUAGGGUUCCUUUGAGCUUCAGCAUCUUAAGGGUUGCUCGGCUUGUUAUUGAGUUGAGGGAGACCUCAGUUGUCCCUGUGGGGAUUUCCUUGGUGGCCCCUAGGGACACCUGCGACUCUUGACUGAUUUCUUCCUCAUCAUUGUUCGAAUCAACGUUGCUGAUAAUUAGAAUCCUUAGCUCCUUCCUACAACGGUGUCUUGGGGCCUCUUGUCCCAGUGGAAAUAGAGCCCCUUUGGUUUUUGUUCUUCUAGCUCCCCAUCAACAAGUUUGAUCUUUCUUCCUUGCGACUUGAAUUCCCACGAUUGUUUGGUGGCCCCUUUAGCACUAUAAUUGUAACUUGUUGGUUGGUGAGUCACGGUGGCAAUGGGCGAUGGCAUACUCAGAAUGGGCUGUCCAGCAUGUCGGAAUUUGGUUCCUUGGGCACUCCAUGGUGAUGUCUUCAGGUUCCCUCCUUCUUUUGUGCUCCAUAGCUUGCUGAGUUGCUCCCACCCCCCUCUGCGCCAUGUUCAUUACCUCCAUCAAGCUUGUUGGUUGAACAUGUUAAUCUCGGUUAAGAUUUCCAGCUUCAGCCUGCCUAUAAAGGUAUUUUCCAUGACUACUUCUGGUAGCUUAGGGAGAAAUGCUGACAACACCACAUAAUCUCUUCGAAAUUCAGCUAUGAUCCCUUUUUGUGUUAGCUUCAAAGAUUUUUGGUAGAGACUAUUGCCUUGGACAGCCCUAAAUCAUUGAAGUAGCUGGUUCUUCAUGUCUUGCCAGUUUCGGAAAGGAUGGUGAGCUCCGACCCACAUGUCCCAGCCCCACAUGUACCAGCCCAAUGUGUCACCCCCAAACCUCGUCACUGCAUAUUGGACGUGGUUGUGCUCUAGAGUAUUGGUCAGCUUGAAGAAGAGCUCUACUUGGAAUAUUCACCCAGCUGAGUAGUCCCCAGUGAAGACUGGGAUGUCAAGAUGAGUAGCCACUCGUCAGUUAUAGGUGACAUCCCUCGGUUCUAUAGUUUCUCACCGAUUUCGCCCUGCUGAGGAUUUCGGUUCCUCCAUAGUGUCACACAUGCGGAAGGAGGUCGUAGGUGAACCCUCAUUCUCCUCCAUCUGCGGCAAUGGUCGGAGUUCCAAGCUCUUGAGUCGUUGUGCUAGCUGACCCAGGAGGUGGGCGACAUUGCACUCCAUCUGCCCCAUGUGCCCUUUUAUGGCUGCCAUUUCCAUCUCCAUGGCAUCCAAGCACUGAGAAGGGUUUUUCAAGCUUCCUUCUUCCCGAGGCAUAGCUUUGAUACCAGUUUGUGGGGACCCUGCAGCUGGUGGACAGAAACACAGCAAGAAUACGAGUUAUAGAAGAAAUGAAAAUGAUAGAAUAAGCAAUUUCCCGGCUGUGGCAGGAGCUUGUCCACACUCCUCGAGUGGUCCUUAGGACGCCGCAGUUGUACCCUGUUCAAACAAAAUAAAACCCAACCUUUCCCCUCCUGACCCUUGCUAUAUAUGGCUACCUAGCGUUACGAGGGGGAGAGAGAGUGACAGCCUUUUGGAAGUAACUGGGCCUGCUGUCACUUUCUCUUUCGAGAGAAUACACGGCCCAGCAGCCCAAUAGUACCCGGGGGUCCUACAAAUUCAUGCGACGAUUUCAUGGUACUCUCAUAUGAAUGCAUGAGAUGUCUCAUUGUCUUGCUUUUACUAUCUGGUAAUCUGGAACAGGAUGGAUGAAAUCGCAUAAAAAAUUGUUGCCCUUGUUCUGAAUUAGCUAUCGUUUCAUCUUUGCACUUGUCAUCUGCGUAAACAUAUUUUUUUUUCAGGAAACUUAUGUUGAAGAAGGAGUUUGAUUCAACUUACACUGGAUUCACAGAGGACGGUGCAAAAUGGCUGGUGGACAACACUGACAUUAAACUUAUUGGUGAGAAAGAACUGGGCUAUGUUUAUUUCACUGUUUUUCCUUUCUAGAUCUUAUAACUUAAAGUAUUACACUAUGUUUUAGAGGUAUUUAUCAAUUAAUCCGCAUUGAAACUGCUGAUAGAUAAUUCCUAGGUGUAUGCUGGUUGUUAUAUCACUGGAAAUAACUUGGCAUAGUAACCGUUUCAUUUUAUAUUUCGGAAGGAUUUCCAUGGGAUUUGCACAACUAGUUUCUUCGUAUAGCCAGCAUGGUGUGAUUUAUGAUUUCGUAUCCUAGUUUUACACCAGCUUGGUAGCUAAUGUGAUAUUAUGCCAUCCCAUAGGUCUGAGAUUUCAUGUACCCAUGUGAUUUCACGUCUUCUCUUCUCAAUUUUACUGAUGAUGUCUUCCCUGAUUACUUCCUUCUUUUGUCAUGUUGGUCGUAGGAAUUGAUUACUUAUCAGUUGCUACUUAUGACGAUUUGAUCACUUCUCAUCUCGCUCUGCUUGAAAACAGGGUAAGAAAAAGAUUCCUGUUAAUACUCGACUUUGUAGUUUUGAGUUCUUCUAAAUUCCUCUGGAAUUUAAACUGCAUUUUCAGUAUAUUUAGUUUCCUAUUUUAUAUAUUAUUUUUGUGACAUCAUCUGGGCCGUCACUCUUUCGUUAAACAAAUUUUUUGGAUGCUACAUGAGGGCCAUUAUCUGCUUGCCCAGGCGGUUUGGAACAACACAAUGGAUUUCAAAAAUAAGGGAAAUUUCUUUUUCUGGAUGAUCUCCUGGUGAUUGAUAAAACUUGGGAGAGGAAAGUAGUGGAUUGGCUGUGACAGGUUUAGUGCUAAAGAGGACCUUGGAGACAAUUCAAGGCGGAGAGAAGUGGGAAAAAUUGGCUUUUCACAAUUAAUUAUAAUUAUUUAGAUUCUCCCAUUUCUUUUCUUCUGAUUGCUUCUGAACCAGGCAGAAAGAGAUGGUAUCUGAUUACUGCGCAAACGGGAAAAAUAGGAAGUGGAAAACAAACCUCCGCAUUUAUCUGAAAAUUCUCAUCACUUUGUUAGUGGGCAGCAAAGUUUCGACAAUGGGACUCUAGUAAGUCAAACUUGGUUAUCAUCGUUGAAUGUAGGCGGGAGAUUCUUCAAAGGCAUCGCUCUCCUUCAUUCAGUCAGGCUCGUUAUAAGUCAACAAUAUCUUUCCUCUCAUCAACCAUAUGAUUCAGUAUUUCAUAAAUGCUAUCUGUUGGAUGCGGUUCAGCUAUCAAGAAACUUGGAUCAGUGAAGUUCAUUAACGUUCGGGCACAUCUGGAUGUUAAGCUGAGUGAUUGAUUAGCCAAGGAAAAACUUUAAUGACGGCGAGGAUGGCUUCAGAAACCCUGAAGCUUUCACCAUAUCAGGAACUUCCUGAUGAUACUCACUACUCUUUUCCCAUAAAUAUACUUCAAAUAGAUCGAUCUUCACAAUUUGUUUUCUUAAAUACUUGAAAGCAUACUGGUUAGCCUCAUAAUCAAGAUCAAUAGUGGGCCCUACCUGCUCCCCAUGCGGGAUGUGCUCUGGUUUCGAGUGGGUCCUGGUUCUUCAUUUAAACUGCAUGUUUCUGCUCUUAGUUCUACUUGUAAACUAGAAUCUUGCUUUGCAUGGUUAUAUAAUUAUUUCUUUUAAAGCCGUUGACCAUGGUGUUGGAGCCAUUCAGGACAUCAUCAUCGUGGAGGGUCUAAAGCUCGGAGACGUAAAGCUGGGGAUUUACUCAGUUCAUUGCCUACCUCUUAGGUUGCUAGGGGCUGAAGGGUCUCCAAUCAGGUGCAUCCUCAUUAAGUAG
Molecule: messenger RNA, 7887 nt
Organism: Spirodela intermedia
Lineage: Eukaryota; Viridiplantae; Streptophyta; Magnoliopsida; Alismatales; Araceae
Source: the annotation of a GenBank genome assembly